AUGGCCCGGACGGCUUCUACAUGUUGCUUCGAUGAGCUCGUGCGAGAAAGACAUACGGUGGCGCACGAGAGCCGUCGUACGUGGGGUCGCUUCGCCACUGACAGUGGGGAUGCUCUCAAGAUCAACGAUGUCCUUUGGGAGGCUCCUAAAGUCGAUCUUUCCUACUUCACCCCGAUGCAGUUUCAAAGAAUCAUCUCGAGCUUGACAGACCCAAACUUUCCGAGCAAGGAAUCGAAUGAGUCAUGGCAGAAGGACCAGGCCGGUGAUUUUAAGACCGCGACCAAGGAACGAGUGGAACAUAUUUGGCUUGAUGUAGCCUGUAUUAACCAGGGACCUUCGAUUGAAAAUGCCUGCGAGCGGCUAGAGGAGAUCAACAAGCAAGGCGUGAUCUUCGGUCGAGCUGAAACGGUGUACGUUUGGCUCAGUCACCACCGGUCAGACAAUCUCAUCAACAUUCUACUGCAAGUUAGCCGCCUUGCAAGAUGCCUCGAGCAAGGCCUACACUCGUCUCCGGAAAGGGGUCCCAUGGGAAAUGGACUAGUGACAUCAACGUGGUUGGACGCUGCUACGACGCGCUUUGAGAGGCUUCUGUCUGAUCCAUGGUUCGACUCCCUUUGGACUCUACAAGAAGCAUUCCUGCGUCAGGACGCCCUUCUCCUUUUUUUUGAAGCCCGGCCUGUUCCGCUAGAUCCUGAUACCCGAACGAUGCUUGAAAAUCUGAUCAGAUAUCGAGCGGAGCAAGUGUGGAGAGACGAUUAUGAUAUCCAUGAGACAUCAGCCCACGGCCAAUACUGGACAGUAUCAACCCUGGCAACAGUCUUGUCACUGGUGCACGGACUUUUACUAUCGCUAUUAUCAGAUGACUUUUCCCUUCCUCUGGCGAUCUGCAUGCAAAAACCGCAAAUCUAUUUUCCAUCAUCCAACGGUCGGGCCUCUGCUAUUUCGGCACGACGACUCCAAUUCGACCUCGUGUACGGCUGCAUGCAGAUCUUCAACGUCCACCUUGGAAGACCCGAAAGGCUGUUCACAAACUCGGAGUCACUGGAGGAACUCAAUGACGAGCUCGUCAUCUGGCUCACCAACCGCCAUGGCUCGAGCUCGCAGAUGUUCAUACACACCCAGCCAGCGCUGCUGGGUAAGUCGUGGCGUUUCUCCCUCCAAUCUGAGGUGACGGAUGAUUUUAUGCCCAGCAUGUUCCGCAGUAACGAGAUGUACAUGCAGUUUUGGGAUGCGAAGCCCCAUCGCUGGGGCUUGCGCUUCUCCGCCAUAGCCUAUGGGUUUGAAGCACUUGCAGAGCGAUGGAGGAGCCCGACACAGACAAAUCCGAAUACCUCGGAUGUGGAGAGAGAGCUCUUCUUACACCGGCCUGCCGUCGGGCCAUUGAAGUCCAUCGCUGUGGAUGAGAAUGCCCAUUUCGACGGACUGCCAUCGCGUCUGAACGGAGUUCGGUUGCGCAGCAGCGAAAGGACCACACUCGUGAAUUGGCUCGUAGAUCAUUUUGCCACCGCGUGUGACUUGCGCGUAUUUUUUUUCAUGGACCGCCUGUGGUCCCGAGCCGACGGUCCCGUAUUUUACUGCAUGGGGAUCAUUGCUCUCAAGAAGCACGACGACGAAUAUGGGGAAUACUGGCAGCGGUUAGGUAUCUGUCUGUGGGAGACGAAUUUGGUGCCUUUGCGAAACGAGUGCGGGAAAGGACGAUGGGAGCAUAUCGAUGGACUUUACGUGUAA
Rhinocladiella mackenziei CBS 650.93 is the source of this 1728-nucleotide messenger RNA. RefSeq lists its product as uncharacterized. The coding region runs from base 1 to 1728 and encodes 575 amino acids. The record is from RefSeq and is a predicted model, not a curated record. The transcript is spliced from 2 exons. Lineage: Eukaryota; Fungi; Ascomycota; Eurotiomycetes; Chaetothyriales; Herpotrichiellaceae.